Molecule: messenger RNA, 840 nt
Organism: Branchiostoma belcheri (Belcher's lancelet)
Lineage: Eukaryota; Metazoa; Chordata; Leptocardii; Amphioxiformes; Branchiostomatidae
Product: nucleoside diphosphate kinase homolog 5-like
Exons: 6
Coding region: 117-839 (240 amino acids)
Biological process (GO): spermatid differentiation; CTP biosynthetic process; negative regulation of oxidative stress-induced intrinsic apoptotic signaling pathway
Molecular function (GO): nucleoside diphosphate kinase activity
Source: RefSeq, a predicted model, not a curated record
GACCAAAACUUGUCUUACUGGCUUGUAUAAACGUCGGGACUGGUUGCCAAAAUCUCCGUUUGGAAAGGAGUGUUUGCUUGGAAACACACGUCCUAACACACAACAGGUCCGCCAAGAUGGAUACAAUGAGCAAUAUAACAAGCGAGACGACAACAACCCAGCCUAGCACGUCUACCAAGGCCGCCAUGCAGGCACAGGAUCAGAUGGAAGUCUCCAUGGACCCUCCACAGAUCUAUGUGGAGAGGACUUUGGCACUCAUCAAGCCAGAUGCCAUCGACAAGGCUGAGGAGAUAGAAGAUAUCAUACUGAGAUCUGGGUUUACCAUUCUUCAGAAAAGAAAAGUCCACCUAACACCGGAGCAGGCCAGUGACUUCUAUGCGGAACACUACGGGAAGAUGUUUUUCCCCAGUCUGGUGGGGUACAUGAGCAGUGGGCCCAUUGUGGCCAUGGUUCUGUCACGAGACAAGUGUAUAGGCUACUGGAGGGACCUGAUCGGACCUACCAACACCUACAAGGCCAGGGAGACACAUCCAGACAGUCUACGUGCAAUCUAUGGAACAGACGACCAGAGGAACGCUGUACACGGUAGUGACAGUUACUCCUCAUCAGAGAGGGAGGUUCGCUUCAUGUUCCCUGACAGUGUGAUAGAACCUAUCCCAGCAGGCCAGGCGGCGCGGGACUACCUGGCGCGACACGUGAACCCCACCCUCCUGGGGGGCCUGACAGAGCUCUGCAAACAGAAGCCUGAAGACCCUGUGACUUGGCUUGCAGACUGGAUGAUUGAGAACAACCCUAACAAGCCCAAGAUUAGGCAGCCGAUCAUCCAAGAGCCUGAAUAAA